AUGGACAUGGACAAUAUCAUGUCUGGAGGCCCCGGCCUCACGGAUGCGGGCCUAAAUAUGUCGAAUUAUACAAUUGCAUCGGAAUUUCUAGCCGCGCUUCUCGAUGACACCACCCUGCAGCAGUCCGAUUAUGCUAUCGCUCGGGCUUUUUGGUACGGCGUUGUCAUUGUCAUUGUGCUGGCGGGCAUGGUCAACUGGAGUCAAUGGGGUCUACUGAAGUUGCGAUUGCGUGCAGCCGCAGCAAACCAUCCACGACCGUCAAGUCCAUCUAACUCAGUUACCUCCUUCCUAGCUUGUUGCACGGCUGUGGUUCGAGAAGUUUCCUACCAUCAGAUUACCCCCACAAAAUCGUGGCUGCGGAUACCAGCAGUUGGAUCAAUCCUGUUGAUUUUAAUAUAUCUUGGUUACAUCAUGGGAUUGCAAUUCUUUGAUUGGCACUAUCUUGGCGCUCAAUACUGGGAGGCACAGGGCCUCCGUGCGGGCUGGCUCACGAUAGCUCAAUUUCCACUUGUCCUUCUCCUUGCUGGGAAGCGGAAUCUGAUUGGAUACGCAGUAGGUGUGUCGUACGAGCGACUGCAGAUUCUGCACCGUUGGGUGGCAAGGAUCAUGCUGCUGACUGCUACCAUCCAUGGUGGUGUUCAAGCCUAUGGAUGGAGAAAAUAUGGUGUGAUGCAAAUUGAGAUUGACACUGAUAGCUGCAUACCUACAGGGUUCUCUAGCUGGAUUCUCUUGCUUUGGCUCGUUCUUUCCGCAACUGCUCCAAUUCGCAACUGGCGUUAUGAGAUAUUCGUGGUUCAACAUAUCAUCACUUUCAUUGGAUUCGUCGUGGCUGUUUUCUACCAUUUGCCUUCAACCGCACUGAGUUCAAGGAUAUACGCUUGGAUCGGGGUCGGUCUGUUUGUCUUUGACCGGUUGGUCCGGACCCUUAUCUACGCUUUCAACAAUAUGAAGCUCGCAAACUUCACCCUUCAUGGUCUCUCGGGAGAUGUCACGAAAGUUCGGAUAAAUUCCCCCCGGAUCAAAAAAUGGAGCCCAGGGCAGCAUGUCCUUCUGUCUAUUCCCGAGCUAGGAUUUGGUCAAUCGCACCCGGCGACAAUUCUCUCUAUUCCCUCAUCUCAUGACAAUGACCUAGUGUUCAUCUUGCGAGCUCAUCGAGGCUUCACUCAGCGGCUGCUCCGCUCGGCCAAAUCAUCCUCCACGGACCUAUCCCAGGGGGCUCGAGUAAAAGAGAGCACUAGCAAGGAGGAUGCUAUUCGGAUAAUAAAAGGGAAGCACUUCUCGCUCAUCGGCGGUCCUUAUGGCGGAUCCCAUUCCGAUUUUGCGGCAUUCGACACCGUCCUACUCAUCGCGGGAUCAACCGGCGUUACAUUCACUCUACCAAUAUUCCUCGACAUUGCUCAUAGGUCAGCAAAUCAACGGCUUCCAGUACGCAGAAUAGUGUUUGCUUGGGUCAUAAGGGCCAUUUCGUGCAAAGAGUGGAUUGCAGACGAGCUUCAACGGGCAACCGAAUCGCUGCUCAACGUUGGAAUUGAAAUUGAAGUGCGAUUAUUUGUGACUUGUGAGCUUGAUCCGAUGGAAAAAUCAACAAAGAAAGCAGGAUGCAAAUGCAGGAUUGUCGAAGGGCCGUGUUGCUGCAGUGAUUUAGGUAUUGAAGAAAGCCAAGCUGCUUCCAGCACAUUAAUCACUCAAGGAAGUGAGGAUCCAGACAUCGGAUCAUCUUCAUCCGAAAGUCUACGACAAAGGCAGCCGAAAAUGGGCAACUCGUUUCUAUCUGCCUGCUCCACAAUUCAGUCUGGCCGGCCUCAGCUGAAGCCCCUUCUCUGGGACCUUCUGGAUCAUGCCAAGGGAGAAACUGGUGUGGCAGUGUGUGGACCUCUGGGAUUAGUGAGCUGUGUUAGAAAUACGGUUGCUACUGUUAGUGAGCAACGCGGGUCAAACAAAGGAACCGGUGCUGAAGGUGUGUAUUUACAUGCAGAAAGUUUUGCGUGGUGA
Penicillium waksmanii is the source of this 1992-nucleotide messenger RNA. Its product is annotated as ferric reductase family protein. Bases 1 to 1992 code for a protein of 663 amino acids. Gene Ontology annotation, cellular component: plasma membrane. Gene Ontology annotation, biological process: copper ion import; intracellular iron ion homeostasis; iron ion transport. The record is from RefSeq and is a predicted model, not a curated record. NCBI's taxonomy places the organism in Eukaryota, Fungi, Ascomycota, Eurotiomycetes, Eurotiales, Aspergillaceae. Gene Ontology annotation, molecular function: ferric-chelate reductase activity. The transcript is spliced from 4 exons.